AUGGGGCUUUCCAGAAUUACCAUAGCAGCAGGUCUGCUAAGUCUCGUCUCAAUCGUACUAGCUCAUGGCGACGAUGAGCACAAUGGCAUGGAUAAGGGUGACAUGAACAAGCCUGAGGGGCAUGGUGAGCAGCCGAGCUCGAAAGAGAUCAAUAACUAUGAUGCUCCAAGCUACUAUGGCCUCGACUCGUAUGGGAGGCUCAUGGUGGCUCACAUCGUGCUGAUGGUGGCAGCAUGGUUUCUCAUAUUGCCCAUAGGCGUGAUGUUCAGCGUCGCCAGGUCCAGAUUUGCCCUGCCAACCCAGUUCUUCUUCCUGCUGCUGAAUGGUCUUGGUCUCCUGGUUGGAACAGUGUACAACAUGAACACCCCAGAUCUGUAUGAGAACAAUGCUCACCACAAGAUUGGCUGGAUCGCAACUUGGAUCGUGACUGCUCAAGUUGCCAUGGGUUUGUUGUUCACCUACUCCGGCCGACGUAAGCAAACCAGGAGCGCACCUACUGAGCGAGCCACUUUCUUGCCCAUGUCUGUGGAGAACAUCUCACAACAUAAUGUGCGGCCCUAUACCGACUAUCGCUGGUCAGGCGACAGCGGUCAAGGGACCGAGCGAUCCUCGACAUUGAACAGCAGGGACAACUCCCCAAUUGAUCCAAAUAGACGGGACACUUUUGACGGUUUCGAGAAGCCCGAGCCGUUGCCUGCGGAUAAUACAGACGAUGAGGAAGAGGACGAUGUGGCAGCCGGAUUGCCCCUGUCGUCUCAAUCUCCACGAUCACGCUGGUUUCGCAUCAGCCACCUGGACAAAUUUCUCUCUGCGCGAGUUCCGAAUUUGCUGUCGGAAAAGAUCUUGCGAGUAGCACAAUUGGUGUACAACAUCAUCGACAGAACCAUCCUCAUUCUCGGGUUUAUCGCGCUAGUGAGCGGUGGUGUGACAUACGCCGGCAUUUUUCGAGGCGAGAACGUCUUCAACGGUUUGGCACAUUUUGUCAAGGGAGGAAUCUUCUUCUGGUACGGAUUGCUUACCUUGGGACGUUGGAUGGGGUGUUUUGCCGACUUAGGAUGGAGCUGGAACCACAAGCCCGUCCGCAGCCAGGUUGGCCACUGGAAGGCCAGAAUUCCAUCGGCUGAAUUCGUCGAGUCCUUCGUCAUCUGGCUUUAUGGCUGUACCAACGUGUUCCUAGAACAUCUUGCUGCCUGGGGCGGUGAAUGGACUGCCCAGGAUCUGGAGCACGUCUCCAUUUCCAUCAUGUUCUUUGGUGGCGGGCUGUGUGGUAUGCUCAUCGAAUCCCAAGCCGUUCGACGAUGCCUCAAUGUCGUUGUUGAAAAUAUGCCAGAGCGAGCAGAUAUACAUCCGGGUGAUGCACAUGAACUGCGCUGUCCACCAAAGACGUAUGGCACGUCUUUGAAUCCGCUGCCAGCGUUGAUCAUUCUCCUGCUUGGAGUGAUGAUGUCCUCUCACCACCAGGCAUCGGUCGUGUCGACGAUGGUUCACAAGCAAUGGGGCAAUUUGCUUGUUGGCUUUGCAUUUGCUCGCAUUGCCACUUACGUCCUCACUUAUAUCUCGCCACCAACCUCCAUCUUCCCCUCUCGCCCACCUACCGAGCUGGUUUCGGCAUUCUGUUUGAUCUCAGGCGGUCUUGUUUUCAUGGCCAGCACAAAGGACGUCAUCCACUAUAUGGAGUCAGCGGAUCUCAUGGCCAUGUUCGUCUUCACUGUUGUCAUGGGCCUGACGGCACUCAUCAUGGCUUAUGAAAUCAUUGUGCUCUCCCUUAAGGGAUGGGCCACACAUAAUGAGCUCAAGAGAACCCCCGGUUCCGUUCGAUACUAA
Messenger RNA from Exophiala aquamarina CBS 119918, 1824 nucleotides. RefSeq lists its product as uncharacterized. NCBI's taxonomy places the organism in Eukaryota, Fungi, Ascomycota, Eurotiomycetes, Chaetothyriales, Herpotrichiellaceae. The record is from RefSeq and is a predicted model, not a curated record. The transcript has 4 exons. Bases 1 to 1824 code for a protein of 607 amino acids.